Paramuricea clavata is the source of this 1877-nucleotide messenger RNA. The record is from the annotation of a GenBank genome assembly. NCBI's taxonomy places the organism in Eukaryota, Metazoa, Cnidaria, Anthozoa, Malacalcyonacea, Plexauridae.
AUGGCGCAGCGAUGGCUUCCAAAUUUUGAAGAAUUUUUUUACUCUUUGGGACGACUUAUUGAAAAUGCAGAGAGGCAGUUGCACUCUCAAACUUGCUCGGAAUAUCUUAUACGCCGUCUGGACGAGUAUGAACGAACUGUAUCGACUUUGCUAUCAAGGCUAAACGAAACUUAUCAAAAUAUGCCUGAUGUACUUCGUUCUUUUCAAGACAUAGAGUUUCUUCGAAAUCGCUUGGGGGCACUGCGUCAAGAAUUUGAAGGUCGAUCCAACAAUAUGCAAGAUAACAACUGUGAAGAGGAAUACAACUUGCGCAGUCGCCUAGAAAAUACAAAUGAAGGACGAGGACGGCCAAGGGUUGAGAUUGCACAAUCCCAGCUUGAAGCAUUACACAAUGCAGGAGGCUUUCGUUGGAAUGAUGUUUCGCGUAUGUUACAAGUUUCAAGCAGAACAUUGCGCCGACGAAGACACGAAUUGGGCAUGAGGGUUGAAGGAAGAGAGUUCUCUGAUAUAAGUGAUAUCCAACUUGACAAUGUUGUUCGAGAAGUGUUGCAGUCUACCCCGUCUGCAGGAUUAAGGCUUGUUCAAGGAUCACUUAGACAGCAAAGCCUUGUUGUUCAAAGAUUAAGGGUACUUCAAUCGUUAAGGAGAGUAGAUCCAGUCGCUUCUACUUUACGAAAUGCAAGGCAAAUAAUCCGAAGAAAGUAUAACGUCAAAGCUCCAAAUUCAUUGUGGCAAGUAUAAUUUCUUUAUUUAUACUUUUACUGUAAUAGUUGGUUAGAGCUUUUGUUUGGGAUUGCGAAUAUAUAUGGUUCCACCCCCCCCCCCUUAAAACGCAUUAUUGAUUGGUCGACCACCAAAUAGCAUGAUUCAGCCAAUAGCGUACGACCUUUCGAACAGUGCGUUCUAACAGACAGUAGGACGCUGUACUUAGUGAUGGUUCACCAUGUUGCAAUUAUAAGUAAGCAAUUACUAUUGUCAUAAAAGAAACUGUUUUAUGUUAAAUGUGGGUACCCCAAAACUUUGUUACACACUCAAGCAACAGCAAAGUUUUGAUACAGUGUCUGCACAAGAACUUAAGCUAAAAAUGUUGGAUUUUUUAUUCUAGGCACAUAGAUGGAAACCACAAACUAAUUCAACCAUACAGAAUAGUUAUCCAUGGAGGUAUUGAUGGCUAUUCACGUUUAGUUGUGUUCUUGCAAGCAUCGACCAACAACGCCGCUGCGACUGUGUUGAAUCUAUUUCAUUCAGCAGUUGAGAGGUACAACCUACCAUCUCGGGUUCGUUCCGAUCUUGGUUUGGAAAACAUUGAAGUGGGAAGAUAUAUGCUUGAGCAAAGGGGGAUUAAUCGUGGAAGUAUCAUUACAGGCACAUCUGUCCAUAACCAACGCAUUGAGCGACUUUGGCGUGACGUCAAUAGAGUUAUUGUUUCUCGGUUUCUGAAUAUUUUUUUAUACCUCGAGGGGAAUAAUAUGCUAGAUCCAUCCAAUGAAAUGCACUUGUUUGUCCUUCAAUUUGUGUAUCUAGACUUAAUUAACAAUGCAUUGGAUCAAUUUUGUUCACAGUGGAACAAUCAUCCAGUGUCAACUGAAUGCAAUUUUUCACCACAGCAGUUGUGGAUCAGGGGUAUGAUAACUCAGAGCAGUUCAUCAUCUACCGCAGUACAAGCUACCGCAGUGCAUCCUUCAAUUUUAGGCAUUGAUGAAGAUGGUCCUGUCCCAGAACAACAACAAAACUACCAAGUUGUGGUUCCUCAGUAUUCAGUUAACAUUACAGAUGAGCAAUUACAUCUUAUUAGAAGAGAAAUUCAGGCAGUGAGCGACAAUAAUGGAAUCACACAAUAUAUUACAGCUCUUAACAUAGUAAGCUCUAUUCUUUAA